Messenger RNA from Pyrus x bretschneideri (Chinese white pear), 573 nucleotides. Its product is annotated as wax ester synthase/diacylglycerol acyltransferase 11-like. Lineage: Eukaryota; Viridiplantae; Streptophyta; Magnoliopsida; Rosales; Rosaceae. The transcript is spliced from 2 exons. The coding region runs from base 31 to 573 and encodes 180 amino acids. Gene Ontology annotation, biological process: triglyceride biosynthetic process. Gene Ontology annotation, cellular component: plasma membrane. Gene Ontology annotation, molecular function: long-chain-alcohol O-fatty-acyltransferase activity; diacylglycerol O-acyltransferase activity. The record is from RefSeq and is a predicted model, not a curated record.
UUGUUGUCAACGUAGACAGAGAGAAAAAAGAUGGAGUUUAUUAAGGUUGAUGAUGGAGAUUAUUACAAUGAGCCGGUGAGUCCUACCGGGCAAUGCCUCAACACCUCGGUGUUAUCCAUGUCAGUUCUUGGUGUUUUGGAAUCUGAGGUUCCAAUCGAUGAAUCAAAGAUCAUGUCAUUCCUUCAGGAUGUCUUCCUCCACAUCAACCCACGCUUCUGCUCCAUCAUGGUUGACGUCGACGGAGAGAAACAAUGGAAGAAGGUUGAGGUGAAGCCCACAGAUCAUGUUCACAUCCCUAUUUUUCCCUCUGAAGUAUUGUCACCUGAGUCUUACGACCUUUAUCUCGGUGACUACAUAUCAGAAGUUGUACUGGAAAAAUACCCAGAAGACAAACCACUGUGGGAAGUUCACAUGGUCAAAUAUCCAACUUCCACUGACGCUGGUAACCUAAUAUUCAAGCUUCACCAUGCACUUGGCGAUGGCUACUCCUUCAUGAGUGCUCUUCUUUCUUGUCUGCAAAGAGCUGACGAUCCUUCUCUUCCUCUAACUUUUCCGUCUCUACUUGUAAGUUAA